Apis cerana (Asiatic honeybee) is the source of this 5089-nucleotide messenger RNA. It is a transcript of the gene wdp, whose product is annotated as Leucine rich repeat protein windpipe. Gene Ontology annotation, cellular component: plasma membrane. Gene Ontology annotation, molecular function: protein binding. Lineage: Eukaryota; Metazoa; Arthropoda; Insecta; Hymenoptera; Apidae. The record is from RefSeq and is a predicted model, not a curated record.
AUGCACAAGUAUCGAUAACAUUUCCUCACAGACACUUCUCUCCUUCUAUCCCACUUUCGAGUGCAUUGGUGAACCGUUCAAGGAUACUUUUGCCGUUUCAAGGAUACUGGGAUACCAUAACGAAAGAUCGGAAUUUAGGAGUUGUUCGAAACGGUUAGUGACAGUGCGUGUGCAGUCCACAUUACAUUUGCGGUUGGCGGUAUGUGAAAUCAAUGGAGGACGACGAGAUAUAGUUGUAUACGGUGAAAUUCUGUAAUAAUACGAUACGGUACGUUGCACAAUUCACGUAUCGUGGGACAUGCUAAAAUAUACCGAUACAUCUUGAAGUUUUUUUUCGGUUUUAUCGAAAAUCGGAAACGAUAAUCCAAUUAUUUAACUUUGGACGAGCGGAAAACGAUAAUUGACUACUUAUAUAGUAUUAUCAAGAAAAAUGAUUUGAUUUAAAAAUUUUUUGCAAAAUUGGAUAUGAUUUGGAUCAAUGUUGUAUUUAUAAAACAGUUAAAACAUGAAAUUUUCGAUUAUUCGAAUAUUUCUUAUGAACUAGAAACCAUGUAUUCGCGUAUACUAAUUCUGGAAGAUUGCUUUUGAUAAGAUAAGAUAAAAUUUACACUCCUUGUACUGAUUCUUACAUUUUUUCUUCCUCUUUAAAAAUUUAAUGUCUGAUUUCAUACGAGACAAGCCGUCUGCAUACGAGAUCAACGGAUCUCUUCCUGUUAAGUACAGGUCACGGAUGAAAGUUGAACGAAGUGAAUGCAUCAUAUACGUGGUAUCACGAUUUGACUUCAUUAAACGACCUUUUUUUGCUGCUAUACAUGAAUCGUUUGUAACGAGGUGCGAUAUGUCUGCUUCCGUGAUUCAACUGACCCUGCGGCCAAUUUAGAUGGAACAAUGAUGCUGUCAAAAGUGCGGCGUUGCUGAGGCUAAAUUAUCUGAUCGAAAUUAAAACAGUGAGAAUCGGAUCAGAAAAAAAUGUUAACCACGGUGCUUCCGUUGCUGUUGAUCAUCACGGCUCGCGCGGGGACGUGCGCUGGGUUAUGCGUGCUGGAGAACGGAACGAGGGCACGUUGCCAGGCCCUCGAGGACAUCAGAUACAUCGAAACGUACGAUCUCGAGCCGCUCAAGGCCCACGUGAGGGAGCCGAUCCUCCGCUCGUCGACGGUGUUCGCCAAUUUCACCGGCCUCCGCCACCUCGACCUGUCCACCGGCUCCCUCGAAAGGAUAGAGGCGGGCAGCUUCCUGCGACUGUCCAACCUGAGGAGCCUGAACCUCGCCGAGAAUCGCAUCCGCGACAUCGAAACGGGCUCCCUGGACGGCCUCGACCGACUGCACACCCUCAACCUUCGCGGAAAUCGCCUCCGACACCUGCCCCCCGAACUUGCCCGCCUCAAGCUCCUCCAACACCUCGACCUCCAAGGGAACCCCCUUCGUUGCGACUGCGCCACCCUCGACACCAGGGACCUGUUGACGGCCAGGGGCGUGAGAUUCGAGGGGAACGUAGUAUGCGCCUCCCCUGCCAACUCGAGGGGCAUCCCCCUGCUCAGGCUGGACGCUGCGCUCGUUUGCCGAUUCGAGGAGCAGGACCUCCUCGGCAUGCAGAACGACCAGGCCGACCAAAGUUCUUACGACAGCUCCGGUGAUUCGCCCGCCAAGCGCUACGACGAGGACGAGAAGGAGGAGGUGUUGGAGGAGUUGGAGGAGGAGGAGGAGGAGAAAGAGGAGGAGGAGGAGAGCACGGAGAUCGUGGAGACCACGAUUCGAGCGGAGAGCGAGACCCCGUUCCGCGAGAUCGACUCGCCCCCUGCCUCCACCCCGUUCCUCGAGGAGGUGGAGCCCCCUUCAACCCUGGGGGACUCCUCCACCCCCACCUCCACCGAGGAGGCGGCGAGCAAAGGGGAGAGUGAGCCGUCGAAGAAGACGACGGCGUUCGCCAGCGAGAAGAUACACGAGGACGGCCUGUUUUACCCAACGGAGGGCUCGGGCGCCGAGGACGAGGAGGAGGGGGAGGAGGAGCAGGGAGAGGGAUCGGGGGUGGAGGGUUCGGGAAGCGGGUCGACUUCGACGCAUCCGUCGAGGGAGGGGAAGGGGGAGGACGAGGGGUUCUCGUUGUUCGACGGCCUGUACAACAUAAUUUGGGGGACGACGGAGGGGACGACGAACGAGGGCCCCGACCUGGAGGAGGAGCAAUUCAUCGACGCGACGCCGACCAAGGGGGAGAAAGAGGUGGAAGAGGAGGAGGAGGAGGAGGACAAAGCGUCGACGACGAGCACCACCACCACCACCACCACCACCGUCAGCUCCCUCAGCACGGAGAUCAUCCUCGUCCCGGGCGUCAAGUUCGUCGACAACUCGAGCAAAUCGGGGAACGUGAAGAUGGAGGAGGGGGAGGGGGACGAGUUGGCCUCGCCUACCAGGCAAUCGAAGAAGGGGAUGGGCUCGUACGUGGUGCUUGCCGCCCUUUUGGCAAUCCUCGCCACUUUGAUCGGGUUCGCCGCGUACAAGGGGGGCUUCUGCAGGAGGAGGAGGAAGCGGGGGGACGUGGAGAACGGGACCGAGCUGAAGGACAUGCAGAAAGCGUUGUUGGAAACGGCCAAUACGGGGGCGCAGGCGAAGGUGGCCUCGAACGGGAACGUGGAGAGCGCCCCCCUCGUCGUCGACCACCCCGUCGAUCAGACGUUCGAUCAGGACGAGAUCAAGGUUUCGAACGAUUGUCGGGUGCCCGACACGGGAGCGAAGAGGAGCGCCGUUCCGAGGUCUCCCUCGAGGGGGGGGAGGAGCAGGAGGGACUCGAUCGACGGAGGCGCGUCGAGAGAGGAGGAUCGUGUGCAGCAACAGCCUCCGUUGAGCCCCGGCGCCCAGAGAGUGAAGAUCACGGUCCAAGAGAAUCCUGACAGCGUGCCAAAGACGCCUAUACUCAUCACGAGAACGUCGAACGGUGAGAAUCUAGUCAAGACGCCUUGAGAUCGCCCCUCCCCCCUCCCUCGAGGGAGGAAAACGGAUGGAUCUGGCCGACGGAUGGGAAAUUCGAAUGGAGGAGAGGGAGGAAGAAAGGUGAAGGAAGAUUGAGAGAGAGAGAAAAAACAAUGAAUAAAAAAGAGAUGCACGAGCGUCGGAGGAUGGUAGGAUUGAUCGUAGGAUUGUGUGUUGCCGCCAGUGUUCCUAAAAGAAAUGAAAAGAAAAAAAAAAAAGAAAGUUGAUACAACGAAUUUAUCGAUACUCUUGAUCGAAUUUUUAUGACGUUUCAUGACAGUGAGUUCUUUCUUCUUCUUCUUCUUCUUCUUCUUCUUUCUCUCGUUGUUGUUACAUCGAUUAUCCGAGUUUGUGUUCACGAAUUUUUUUUUGCGUGCCCGACUGCUGCUGUAUUGACUCUCUCUAUCUUUUUCUUCCUCUUCUUCUUCUUCUUCUUCUUCUUCUCGUUGAGCGAAGAAAGUAUACACACAUACGCGUAUACACGCGUACAGUUUUUUUUACAAACGACGAUUCGUUUAGUAUUCGGUUACUAAACGGGAGAGGAAGGAGGAGGGAUUCUAUGAAACGCGAUUUCAUUGUACAUAUUUGCGAAUAAUAGAAUAUAAUAAUAAUAAUAAUAAUAAUAAUAAUAAUUAUGCCGUUUGUUAUAAGGUUUGUGGAUGGAAAACCUAUUUGAUACUAUUACUACUACUACUAUUACUAUUACUAUUACUACUACCACCAGUACUAAUUUUAUAUUACAUAUGUAUACGCAAUAUUAGCACACUAGUCAGUCACCUGUUAAGCGGUAUCCCUUCUCGAACGUCUCGAAUGGACGUCCGGUUUUACGAUAUAAGUUCCAUUAGAAUCCUCUGAACUCAACCACCAUUCUUGUUUCGACGUUUAACGACGCUAUAAACGGUGAGAAUCCUCGCCUCUAUGUAUUGUCACAAUCGCUCUAAACUUGGUUAAACAUCCGUCUCCGUAAUGUCGUCACGACCGGCUUUUUGUUGUAGCUUUUUCGAGUCCCGUAGAUCGAUAACCGCGUCUCGUGACUCUGUUGGACGAGUUUUUUUUCUUUCUUUUUUUUUUUUUUUUGAAAGAAGAAGAAGGAAGGAAAGAAAAGAAAAGAAAAGAAAAGAAAAAAAGGAAAUUAAUUUAUACGAAACAUCGUAUUGUAACGUAUUUAUAUGCAACGAAUUCCAUUCCAGAUUUAAUCGUAUCCCUUUUUCUCGACGAUCGUUCCAAUCGUCAACGAUCGCGCAACGGACGUUGAAUGAAUAAAUUUAAGAAUUUAAGCUUAGUUUAUAGAUAGCUCGUUUUAAAAAGUAGAGGAGAAUUUUAAACUUUCAAAUAAAAAGAAACGCCGAAAAAGUUCGCCUGUCCUAUCGAAUAUUUUUUUAUAAAACUUCGAUAUCUGUUACAAAUUUUCUUAUUAAACAAUCCUUUCUAUCCUUUCUAAGAAGAUAAAAGAAUAAAUAAAAUUGUUAGACGCGUCAGAGAAUAAUGGGAGCAUAUAUAAUAUAUUUCCAUUUUUCUCUCCCGUCAUUUCUCUCUGCAUUCCUCGUAUCUUUUUCCAUGCCAAAUUUCGACGAAACUUUUUCCAAGACCAAAUGUGUAUAAAACGAUCGAAUUUACGAUUUUACGUUAAUUAAGUGAGAGGAGUAAAAAAAAAAAAAAAGAAAAAUCCCCCCGAACGAAAAUUUCUUCCAAAGAGAAGAACACGCGUCUUAACACUGCUGUCGCGAUAAUUAUUCCAAUGAUUUUCGAGUUUGCAUUGCUGCGCGUGUUCCCUCUGUUCGAUUUGUUCGACAACGAGUGAAAUCGUCCUCGUUAAUACUGUGAUCAUCGUUGAAAUGAUGGAAAAGAAGGGGGAACGGGAAGGGGGAGGGGGGGGAUUGUUCGAUCCUUCGUGAUAUCAUCGUACGAGAAUCCGUUAAUAUAUCCGCCAUUUUCCACCUUGUUCCCUAGAUAAAUCUUUCUUCUCCCCCCCCCUCCCCCCAUGCAACAUUUUAUCAAAUGUAAACGUUGUUAUGUAUAGGUAGGAAUAUAUGUGUAGCAAUCAUAUAUCUCGAUAUAUUUUUCAACCGUUUAUAUAAUAUUAACAAUGGAUGCGAAAUAAAAAAAAAAAAAAGAAAAAAAA